Messenger RNA from Colletotrichum destructivum, 865 nucleotides. Its product is annotated as Putative nuclear transport factor 2, NTF2-like domain superfamily. Lineage: Eukaryota; Fungi; Ascomycota; Sordariomycetes; Glomerellales; Glomerellaceae. Gene Ontology annotation, cellular component: nuclear pore central transport channel. Gene Ontology annotation, biological process: poly(A)+ mRNA export from nucleus. Bases 126 to 638 code for a protein of 170 amino acids. The transcript has 3 exons. The record is from RefSeq and is a predicted model, not a curated record.
AAUACCUAGCCAGCUAAUUAUCUACCUCUUUGCGGCAAAACAAUAAAAAAAGACAAGAACACUACGUCUCACCACAUCCUUAAGCCUCGCCUUAUAACAAAGCCUUCAAGAGGCAACCCGGAAUCAUGUCGCUCCCCUCUCGCGAAACGGAAAUGAGAGCGUCUGCCGACGCGGCCUCAAACUUCGCCGACGCCUACUACGAAGCCCUCAACCGCCGCAAGCCUGCCGGCACCCUGACAAACUUCUACACGACAACCUGCUCCAAGUACCCCUCGCAGCCCGAGAUCUCCAUUAACGGCGCCGUCCUGCAGGGCGGGCCUGACGAGUACGUCGCCCUCCUCGACACCCAGGGCGAGGACGUACGCUACGAGAUCGAGUCGCUCGACGCCCACGUCGUCAACAAUGACUUCUCCCUGGGAUGCCCCGAGCACCUGCUGCGCGGGGACGAGAAGGGUGCCAAGUGCAGCAUCGCCGCCCAGGUCACCGGCCGCGUCUUUUACGGCAAGGGCCGCGAUGCGCCGGCCAAGACAUUCAACGAGGUUUUCGUGCUGGUGCCAAACUGGGACACGUUUGGCAAGAACCCGCCGAGAGGCGCAAGGCGCUGGUUGAUCAUGAGCCAGAACUUCCGCGCGUUGUAAGGUGAUGACGGGUUGGAGCAUGGGAGCAGAUUUGACAUUGCGAGCGACAACACGGAUACUGGGUUUGCUUUUACAGAAUGAAUCGGGAGAAUUGACUUGGGGGUUCCAGAUAGAGACCACGGCUUCGGACAUGGGUUUCGUCCAGCGGCAUUGGCAUGGCCUUAGGAUGAUGUACAUUUACUCAGCAAAAGAGCGCAUCGAAGACUUUGACCAACUCAUUGCAUGCU